Molecule: messenger RNA, 306 nt
Organism: Eimeria tenella
Lineage: Eukaryota; Apicomplexa; Conoidasida; Eucoccidiorida; Eimeriidae
Exons: 2
Source: RefSeq, a predicted model, not a curated record
AUGCUGCGGCUGCGCAAAGUCAUGGGGCGCCGGCGGUUGCUGCUGAGGGCCAGAGGGAUAGCCAAGCUUUUUCUUUAUCUGAGGAGGCAAAAGUGCCAGUGGCUAGCCCGGCUUUGUGCUGCUCGCGUUUUGCUGCUGCAAGUGUCGGCGGUGCGCAGCAAAGCCCUCAGAGACUUUGCUGCACCUCUAGCUGAAGCACUGCGAGCAGCAGCAGCAGCAGCAGCAGCAGAAAAGGAAGCAGCCGCAGCAGCAGCACAGCAAGCGGAACAGCAACAAAGGGAGGAGACAAUGGCCCUGCGAAUACAG